This is a messenger RNA of Meriones unguiculatus (Mongolian gerbil), 5122 nucleotides long. Its product is annotated as natural cytotoxicity triggering receptor 2-like. Lineage: Eukaryota; Metazoa; Chordata; Mammalia; Rodentia; Muridae. The transcript has 6 exons. The coding region runs from base 306 to 911 and encodes 201 amino acids. Gene Ontology annotation, cellular component: cell surface. The record is from RefSeq and is a predicted model, not a curated record. Gene Ontology annotation, molecular function: signaling receptor activity.
UUCCUCUUGGGCUUUCUCAGCUCUCCUCACCCCUGGCCUCAUGAGACAGGAGACUGCAGAGUCUCUGAGAGCCUUCCUUUAGUGUAGUUCAGGGGCCUCGGUUCAAGGCCCGUAGCUGGAGGAUCCUCACAGCCACACAGGCCUUGCUCAGCUUUCCUCUUGUCCACAGAGGUGUCUGCCUUCCUCCAUGCAGUACUGGACUGGCUGCAGCAGCUGCCUGAAUCCUGCCCAGAGCUGCCUCCUCUCUUCAGAGCAUCCCUAGCCUCUUCCUUCUUACUCCCCAUCCCGUUUCAAGAAGAGGACCCAUGGCCUGGCAAGCCACAUUCCUGCUAUUCUGCUUCCUGCUGGUGCUUCUGGCCCCAGGCUCCUGGGCACAGGACAGAGAGGUCCUUCAAAGAAUGGAGGGACAGACUGUUUUUGUGACAUGCCAGUAUGGUUCCAGCCAACGAUGGAAGGAGAAAGUCUGGUGUCAGAAAACAUCAGCAGAAACUUGUAAAAUCCUAGUGUCAAGUGUGAACACAGGGGCUGCAGGACUACGAUACACCAUCCAGGACCAUCCUGAGUCUCACUUCUUCACUGUCAAAAUGACUGCGCUCAAGCGGAGUGACUCAGGCACCUAUUACUGUGCGAUCGCUGAAAAUCGCAGAACUGACUCUACUUUCGUGCGGAUCACUACUCUCAGAGCCAUCCGCCUGUCGGUGGCAAAAGAUAAUUCAAGUAUUCCUACCUCUGUCAUGAUUCCGACUUGGACAGUAUCUGAAGUUCCCACCUCCAGGACCACAAAGGACCAGAGUACCACUGCUGCCAGGCUCUCCACAUCCAACAUUAUUAUUCUCAUGGUCUGUGGACUCUUCAGUAAGACUCUGAUCUUCACUGUCUUGUUUGUUGUCACACAAAGGUCAUAUGGAUGACAGAGCAUGAAGCCACACAAGAGUGACCUCUGACCUCCAGCCAUGGCUGUCUCACAGGAGGAGCUGGGGUGGAGGGCUAAGAUGGAGCUGUGACAGGAACUGAGGCUGUGAUUGCAGGUGACAUCUAAGGCUCAGGAUGCUCACUUUCCUCAGUUCAUCAGUCAUCUGGGAUGUGUGAUCUCAGAAGAGAGGAAGCAACCCCAGCACACGCUGGCCGUUCCCCCUAAUAGGAGGGUUUAUGAAAUAAAGAGAGCCCAGGUCAUCUCCCUGUCACCUUUUGUGGGAGAAGUGAGGUCUAGGGGUCACCGUUAACAUUCCCACCCCUUGUCUGUCCCUUCUGUGGUCCAGUUCUAGCCACCUGGAUGGGGUCCUUGCUUAUGAAGCAUCCUGCUCUCCAGCCUCUGGGGCCUUCCUCUCUAGGAGUCAGACACUCAGAUUUCUGCCUCCAUCUGUGGUCCUCUGGACACUCCCAACCAUGGACCAAGAAGACAAGAUCCCCCCUUCACAAUUAUGCAACUGGAAGAGAGAAAUCAAGUUAAGUUUGAUGUUGUUGCCUGGGAAACACUUGGAGGAGGGGAUGACAUCCAUUGGAUUGGAUCAGCCCAUGGCGUUAACAUGCUGUGUGUGUUUCAUCACUGACUGCUCAUGCAACCCCUAAGAGCUAAGGCAUAUAUAACCAGAGUGAGGCUGCAGGAGUAAUAGGCCACCACCUCUGGGCAGGAAUGCAAUCUGGACAGUUCCCUUGCUGAAGGGUUCCAAAGGCAGAGAUGGAGAGCCAGGCUCUGCUGCUAGCUGAAUACCCCUUUCCUGUACAGGGACAGGGAAGGGACAAGAGCCAGCAUGGGAGGGGACAAGCAUGGCUGUCCCCUGUGUGCCUCUACCUUCCACUCACCUUCUUUCUCCUCUCAGUCUCCUCCUAGGAGCCCUAUGGCACCAAUGCUUUCUCUGGGACAUUUUCUUGUCUCCCAGCUCUUUGGUCUCUAAAGACAAAGUGACCCUGUGGGUAGGAAAGGAUGGUACAUGAGUUCGUUCUACUUCAGCAAUGGCUGAGGCCAGCUUUAUCCUAAAGUCCCGAAGAGCAAACACAACUCACCCCAUAGCAGCCAGCUCACUUGACCUCAGCCAGGAGGCUGACAAGUGGCUGGACCACCCAUCUCCGGUCAGGAAGGAAACAUUUCAUCACAACUGUGAUGCUUUUUAAAUGUACGCAUCGUAUUCUUGGAUAAUGUCUGACUUUUGAUCUCUGUAAAGUGUGAGCUGUCAUUUCUACCUGUGUGAUUUUUGGCCCUGAUAAUUAGAAGUUCUAGAGCUAGAAUAAUUGCUGUCUAGCAAACCAGCAGCUUAAUUUCUGUACGGGAGUGACAGCACCCACAAUGAGCUGGGUCAUCCCACAUCGAUUAGUAAUCAAGAAAAUGCACCAGAGACUUACCCACAGGCCAGUCUAAUGUAGAUAAUUCCCUACUUCCAGAUAUGUCUAGGUUUAUGUCAAGUUUACAAAAACCAACCAGCACAGGGAUCAAAAUAAUAAUAAUAAUAAUAAUAAUAAUAAUAAUAAUAAUAAUAAUAGCUUUCUCUCUCUCACUCCCCUCCCUUCCCUUCCCUUCCCUGUCAUCCCCUUCUUAAAACUUUUGGUCGAUUGACUUAUUUUAUUAUGAGUAUGUGCACUGUAUGCCUGGUGCCCUUGAAGAUGGUGCCAGAGAGGGCUUUGGAUCCCCUGGAACUAGAGUUACAGACAAUUGCAAGCUACCAUGUGGGUGCUGGGAACUGAACUCAGGUCUUCUGCAUGAGCAACAAGUGCUCUUAACUCCUGAGCCAACUCUCUAGCCUGGCGAAUGGAUUCCUCUUUUCUCCUCAUGUUGUCGAGUUGCAAACUAACUGAGAUGUUGUGUAUGCUAGGUAAAUGUCCUACCACGGAGGGGCGCCCAGCCCUUGUUUUAUUUAAUUUCUUGUUUAUUUUUAAUUGUGUGCAUAUGGAAGGCCGAGGGUGAGUGUUGAUGUGAGUGUCCGAGGAAUCUAGAAGAGAGCAAUGGAUUUCUGGAGCUGGAGUUGCAGACAUGGGUUUCGAAGCUGAACUUGGGCAGUAUGCUCUUUAACCACUGAGCCUGCUCUCCCAACCUAAGCCCUUGUUUGUUUGUUUGUUUGUUUGUUUGUUUUGGGGGGAGGGUUGUUUGGUUUUGUUGAGACAGGAUCUUAAACCCACAAUCCUCCCCUCUUAGCCUACCCAAUUGGGGAUUACACCAUCAUAGCCAGCAGCCUCCUUGUCUUGGUACCUAGCUUUUAUUCUUAAAUUGGUGAGCCCCUGUAGCACUAAUUUAAAAAAAAAACAAAAACAAAAACAAAAAAAAAAAAACACCUCUACCUUAUUUGGGGUGUUUAGACCUCAACCUUCCUUCCAACCUCCCAACCCUACAUAGGAGAGAGAAGGUUAGUGGGGAGAGAGGGGCCCUUUACUUCUCCCAGCUGCUUAGGGUCAAUGGGUUCUUUUAGGGCUCUAUACCAGUCUCCAUCAGCAGCAGGCAUAGUGUUCUUCAAUCCACUACACCCCAAACUGUUUCUUUCCAUCUGUCUGCUCCAAACCGCCACACUGCCCGCCUCUCGGGUCUCUCCAAACUGCUCCUCGCCACAUACCAACACCACAGGGUGGAAAUCAGUGGGCCGAUGGCUCACGGGUGUGCCCAUGGGUGUGCCCGUGGGUGUGCUCCUCACAGCUCUCGGUACACUGGCCUGUGGGAGCUGGCUCAGGGUCAUGUGAGCCACACUCUCAUCGUGUCUUAGGCUUGGCGUUUCCUUUAUUUCAUUUUGGUUCCCUGUUGCCCUGAGGAAAGAUGCUAAUUAAAGCAAUUUAAAAAGGGGGUUUGUUUCGGCUUGCAGUUCCUGAAGGGCACAAUUGUCUUAGCAGGGAAGCCAUGUCAGAGGAGCAGGACACUUUGCUGGAUGGUCACAUCACAUCUGCACUCAGGAAUCAGACAAGGAACGCAAAGUGGGACCCAGCUAUGAAACCUCAAAGCCUGACUCCUGUAACUCAGUUUCUCCUGAGGAACCCCAACCCUAAGGGUGCUGCAAUCUUCCCAGACUGUGCCACCUGCUAGAGGGCAAAUGUGCACACACGCACUAAAAGGGGAAUGUGUCACGGCCAAGCCACCAUACCUGCUUGCCCUGGGGUCUUGGACACAACAGUAACAGGUGGUGAUGCCCCACUUCUUCUCCAGGUAUUUCAACAGGUGCUGGAAGAGGCAACCAGAGUAAAGCCUCUUCACCUCCAAUUCCUUCUCCAUCUGUCCCCGGUUCCUGUCCCAGCAGCUGCAGGAAAAGGACCUCGUGGCCUUGAGGUCCUUGCUCUGACCUCUGCUGCUGUCGCUGCUGCUGUUCCCAGGGCCUUAAGAAAGCCAUGUGGGCCACACAGGAGUUUCCUGGAAGCAUCUGACCCAGCCCAGGCCACAGGUCCCAAGAUGGGUGGCCUGUCUGUCUCAAGCUGGGACUCAAAGAAGCUCCUCCCUGACCUCUGAAUUACACAUCUUCAAGAAAAGGCCAGAACUUGUUCCACAGUCCAGGAUGGCACUGCUCAACACAGAUCUGAGCCCUUCCUGUUAACCUGUUGUUUUUAAACUUGAUGGGAUGCAUCAUGUGCCCCAAGUCAAGUUCAGCCACCCAUCCUCAAUAAGAAAGAGAAAGAAAGAGAGAGAGAGAGUAAGAGAGAAAGAGAGAGAGAGAGAGAGAGAGAGAGAGAGCAAAAUUAAUAGUGAAAAACAGAAACAGGAGAUUUAUUCCAUGUGGCCACACUGGGCAGAGGGACAAAGAGAUCCAUGACUCCCUCAAGUCCAUCUCUGAGGUCCUAAAGUAAGGUUUAAGUUGUGGCCAAAGAUAUGCACAUGGGAACAGUCCUGCCCAUCGUUGACUCCAAUGGGCGUUGGUGUCAUCCUGUAAGGUGGUCUGAGAAGUUAUUAAAGCUGUGUGCAUCCCCUCCCAAGCUAUCCCUUUCCAUCUCCCAGAAUGAGAUUGCUGGGGAAAUACCAACUUCUUUGGGGUCCAUUGUUUCAAUAGUCCAAUAGUAACACUGAGAGACCUAAGUAUCACUCUUAACUUCUCCAUUAGAGCCAGCACCUGCUAACUGUAGGAGCAAAGCCCAGUGCAGACAUCUCUCCACAUCCCAAGUCAUUGAGGGUCAUUCCUGCAUCUCCUGAUAAAAUAAAAAGCUUUGGGCAAAAAUCUAU